Molecule: messenger RNA, 1533 nt
Organism: Dicrocoelium dendriticum
Lineage: Eukaryota; Metazoa; Platyhelminthes; Trematoda; Plagiorchiida; Dicrocoeliidae
Source: the annotation of a GenBank genome assembly
GGUUCAUUCAAAUCUCAGAACAACUUAUCUUUCUCUAACUUGACGAUCCGCUCAAGAAGGAGCAGUUGCGCGCUUUUCUUACCGCUCCGGUGUCGCUUGAACUGGAAUAUUUCAGCCUGCGCAGUUCCCAGAAUUAAUCUAGUUGUAUCCGAAACUGUUCAUCACAAUGCGGCGACGAAGAUCUUCACUUUUGGCCGGUAUCGAUCCAUCCAACGUACUUUCCCCCGAAGACUCCGGCGAGAUCUGCACUCGCAGAAGUUCGCUCCGUCUCCGCCGCAAAUCUAUGCAAUUUAAAGUGCCGGCUGUCAUUACUUUCGAUUACGGUGACGAAAAUCAACCGCAGUGCUGCCUUCAAUCCAACACCGAGUCUUGUACCUAUCCAGUUUCCCCGUCAACACAGCCAUUCCCUUCAGUACAGAUAAAUUCCCCUUCGGCAAGCCAUUUACCGGUGCAGCCUUCUGAUGAUCAUCCUAACUCACCCACUUUGAUGAACGGUAUCUCAUCCGUGGGGGAUAUCACAUCACUCCCUGUUCCAACGAGUUCCGGGGAUCUCAAGACCCAUUUUAGAGAUCAUCCGGAUUGGCUCAAGAUCCGCUACUCCCCUCCGAAGUUACAAGGUUUAGAUGCCAUCCCGGAAGGCCGGUCGCUCCAACUUCGACCCAACAAUGCACGACGCCUAACCGCCCCGCCAUCCAACAUACUCCGACUUCAAGUGUUUACCGGUCAAACUUUGGACGAGGCUUGCCUCCCGCACUGCCCCGGGGGCACUCGCCUUGACCCCACACUUGUGCUCAACAUUUCAAAGCGCCGUGUUCGCUCUAGGCAACUGAAGGCGAAACGAAUGGGUUUUCGAGGAAUUCAUAUGUCCGCCCAAACAGAACGACGGAUGGCGCGCUUCUAUCGGUUGUCUCAAAAUUUGUCCUCUACCUCUCCAUCCUAAUCUGUAUGUGUAGCUUAGAGACAUCUAUCGUCAUUUGUUUUCGUACGCGUUAGUGUUUCCAAUGGUCUUGGUUUGUUUGACUGUACACAGUGUGGGCUAUGUUCCGCAUCAUUGCGGUGACUUAUGCUAGAUGGCUAAAACUAACGCAUUGUUACAAAUUUUCUUGAUACGCACUACAUUGCUUUCCGCACAAUCCAUUUGCUUAGGUGUCUACUACUGUUGUGUGUGCUAGUAGUGUGCGCGUGGUGCUCACUGUCCUUUCGAUUCGCUCCCUGUAAAGUCCAAAAGUACUUUGAUUUCCUGUACCAACUCGAUUAUUCUCUAUUGAUGGCUCAGUGAUCCUAUUCCUACCUUCCGAGCUAAUGCUAUACUUUUCGUGCUUUAAAUUAGUACUCGCCCAGACGCGCAUCGUUUUCCACUCAGUUCAUUUGCAUACACUUUUCUCAAGGUCACGCUUCUACUAGUCUGCUAUUAACUCCAUUAUUACUGUUAUCUGUCUCCUUGGUCGUUGCAAACUUAGUCAUGAGUUCUAUCUUGUAUAUUAUUCUGCCCUUCAGAACCACGGUUACAGGAUUACAAUAUACAAAUGCUUC